Molecule: messenger RNA, 2755 nt
Organism: Lynx canadensis (Canada lynx)
Lineage: Eukaryota; Metazoa; Chordata; Mammalia; Carnivora; Felidae
Gene: RALA
Product: RAS like proto-oncogene A
Exons: 5
Coding region: 272-892 (206 amino acids)
Biological process (GO): Ras protein signal transduction; regulation of exocytosis
Cellular component (GO): plasma membrane
Molecular function (GO): GTP binding; GDP binding; GTPase activity
Source: RefSeq, a predicted model, not a curated record
GCGGCGGCUGCUGCAGAGCGGCCAGGAGGAGGGUGGAUCUCUGGAGAGCGGAGCGCCCCUAGUCCUCCUCCUCCUCCUGCCGCCCAGGCUCCGCCGCCGCCCGUCGGACUCGUCCUUCUGCCUCUCGCGGCGGGGAACCUCCCAGACGACCAGGGCUGAGCUCUCUCCGGCUGAAGCCAGCUCAGCCGCGGCUUCCGGAGCCCGCGGGGCGGCAGACCGGCUUGCGGUGCAGAUUCUUCUUAAGCCUUUGCUGAAAACUCUUUGACACAAGAUGGCUGCAAAUAAGCCCAAGGGUCAGAAUUCUUUGGCCUUACACAAAGUCAUCAUGGUGGGCAGUGGUGGUGUGGGCAAGUCCGCUCUGACUCUACAGUUCAUGUAUGAUGAGUUUGUAGAGGACUACGAGCCUACCAAAGCGGACAGCUAUCGGAAGAAGGUCGUGCUGGAUGGGGAGGAAGUGCAGAUCGAUAUCUUGGAUACAGCUGGGCAGGAGGAUUACGCUGCAAUUAGAGACAACUACUUUCGGAGCGGGGAGGGUUUCCUCUGUGUCUUCUCGAUUACAGAAAUGGAAUCCUUUGCAGCCACAGCCGACUUCAGGGAGCAGAUCUUAAGAGUAAAAGAAGAUGAGAAUGUUCCAUUUCUGCUGGUUGGUAACAAAUCAGAUUUAGAAGAUAAAAGGCAGGUUUCUGUAGAAGAGGCGAAAACCAGAGCCGACCAGUGGAAUGUCAACUAUGUGGAAACAUCUGCUAAAACUCGAGCUAAUGUUGACAAGGUAUUUUUUGACUUAAUGAGGGAAAUUCGAGCCAGAAAAAUGGAAGACAGCAAAGAAAAGAAUGGAAAAAAGAAGAGGAAAAGUUUAGCCAAGAGAAUCAGAGAAAGAUGCUGCAUUUUAUAAUCGAAGUCCAAACUCCUUUCUUAUCUUGACCAUACUAAUAAAUAUAAUUUAUAAGCAUUGCCAUUGAAGGCUCAAUUGACUGAAAUUACUUUAACGAUUUGGAAAUUGUUAUGUAUCACUAAAAGCAUGAAUUGGAACUGCACUGAGAGUCAAAUUCACUUAAAAAAGAAAUUAAUGUGGCUUCACCAAGAAGCAGAGUUCAACUUCUCUCAUAAUUGCCUACAUUUAUCGCGGUCCUGAAUGUAGCGUAUGGGCUUGUGUGUCGCGGGCAGUCUUUCUGGAACUGUUAGAGCCGAGACGGGGUGGGAGGGAUGAGAGGAAAGGCUACUUCCUCUGGUUUAUUACAAAGCUUAAAUUUUAUAUCAUUUUAAAAUGUCUUGGUCUUCUACUGCCUUGAAAAAUGACAAUUGUGAACAUGGUAGUUAAACUGUACCACUUUUUUUUAACCAUUGUUAUGCAAAAUAUAGAAGAAAAGUUAUUGGCAUGAUUGUUGCAUAUAGUUAAAUUGAGAGUAAUUCAUCUGUGAACCUGCAUUAAUUACCUGGUGAUUAACGUAGAAAAGUGAUGUAAACUUGUACAUGGAAAUUUUUGAAUAUGCCUUAAUUUAGAAACUGAAAAGUACCCGGUUGUGUCAUUCUGGAUGUGUCCCCGCUGGUGCCGUGGGCCCAUUGCCCCACGUGUCCUGGUGAGAGUAUUUGCCUGGUAUGGAGUACAACUUUUGUAUAGACGAUUCUUGCAAAAUAACUGUCUGCUAGGAGUCUGUCCAAACUUAAAAUGUGUGCCAUACUCUGGUUCUCGAAAGUAAGGGUCCAGAGCUCCUUGAUCGCUUUUCAUUAACCGUAAGGUAGUUUGACAUGAAGGGCCAGCCCAUACUUGUAAGAUAAUUGUAGACUGUGGGGAUUCAGUACAGUUGUUUCGGUGAACCCUCGGUCCCUGGAACUCCCUUUUUACAAGUGGUGAGCGUGUGUUAAAUUGUUGGUCUCUCGGGAGCAGGGCACAGGAAAGGUGUCGUUAAUGCUAAUGCAUUUUGCACUAGAACAUUCGGGAAGGUGUGCGUGUUUGCGGCCGGUUCAUUUCUACAUUUGCACUUAGGAGGUGACAGUUUGGCUGCAGGAGAGUUACCCGGAGUCCCUGUAGUCCGUGUUCAUAAUGGAGAACACCGGAGCCACGCUUUCCUAACGCUAACAUCACGCAGUGAACCCCGAGUAUGGUGCAGAAGGCAUGUUUGGCAUCUGCAGACCGAACACCAGCCUGUGUCGCCCUGGCGUGCCGUGCCCACUGGAGGAAUUCUAGCAUGCUGUUUGGGAACAUAAUUUCAAUGGGAAAUAUACCACUGUCCAGAUUUUUGUUAUCUUCUUCAGAAUGGGGCUAAGACGGCUAAUUCAAUAAACUUUGUCUUUCUUUUUGCUCAGUCCUGAUUUCAACAAGUGAAAAAUGCAUUCAGGCGUUCCAGGUAACAGGUGUGUAUGUGAAGUUAACAAAAAUAGGCUUUUUAGGAACUCAGCUCUUUAGAUAUUACAUCUGACUUGUCAUGUUAAAUAUUUGUCCUUAAAGGGUUUGAGAUGUACAUCUUCCGUUUCGUAUUUUUCAUAGGCUAUGCCGUGUGCAGAAUUCAAGUUACCAAUGUAACCCUGGCCCCGCGGGCCCGGCGGUCUCCGUGUGUACUCAUCACAGUCUUAUUUAACCAGGGGUCCUAACCACUAACAUUGUGACUUUGCUUUGAGACCUUUCCUCUCCUGGGUACUGAGGUGCUAUGAAGCCAACUGACAAAGACGCAUCACAUGUCUUAGGCUGAUGCCACUACCCGAUUGGUUUAUUUGCAAUUUGAGCCAUUUAAAGACCAAUAAACUUCCUUUUUUUAAA